Molecule: messenger RNA, 1284 nt
Organism: Malaya genurostris
Lineage: Eukaryota; Metazoa; Arthropoda; Insecta; Diptera; Culicidae
Product: protein FAM8A1
Exons: 3
Coding region: 127-1104 (325 amino acids)
Source: RefSeq, a predicted model, not a curated record
ACGCUGGUUCCAAUAAUCAUCGAUCAUAACAAAUAAAAACACGUACUCCAAUUGGUAUAACUAAUUUUGUGGUAAAAAAUAUAUUUCCUACGCAGUUUUCUUGUUGUGAAUUGAAACUAGUAAAAAAUGGAUGACAACUCCGAUAAACCAAACGAAGCUAACCCUACUGCUUCAAUCGAUUCUCCUUCAAAUACGAAAACGCCGAAACAAAUAUAUUUCGAGUUAUUGCGCGCUUGGGUUCAUCAUGCUCAGAUGCAGCAGCAAAUUCAGGCAUAUUUUCCCUACUAUCUUAUGAACAACUAUCCUCAGUUGUUUCAGGCCAAUGGUACAGCAGAAGUAGCAACAGCUGGAACUAGUGGACCAGCAUCGCCAGGUAUUCUCCCUGGUCAACAAAUUCCUACCCCUGGAACGGGUGUUCAGCCAUCAACCGUAAACCUAAACCAAAGAAGAGCUGCCGAAAUUUUGGAUCCUGCACGACAGGAAGAAAUUAUCAAUCGCAACGGUGGUUACGAAUACAUCAUUGCACCCCUCUGGAAGCGGUUUAUUGCGGAAGCAAUUGACAUAGUAAUCAUUUUUCUGCUCAAAGUGAUGACAACGAUGGCAUGUAUUGACUUUUUCGACAUCGACUUAUUCGACAUUGACUUUGAUGCCAUUCGAAACUCAAUAGAAGAAGACUACACAGCAUUGUUAUCGUUCACAUCCGAGCUUAUUUUUCUGGAAAUUAUAACGAAAUUUGCUGUUUGUAUCUACGAAACAAUUUGGACAAUCCAUGGCCAAGGCCAGAUAGGUGGUGCGACACCCGGGAAAAUGUUGAUGGGUAUUCGCAUUAUACAUGUAGAUGCCGUUGUUCUGCUUGAUCCACCUCAGCCAGGAAGAGUUCGAAAUAAUAAUCAAAACCCUAUUAGAGCACUGCUGUUUCCGGCAGCUAAUCCAGGUUUCAAGCGUGCACUCUGUCGGUCAGUGGCCAAGAAUGCACUGAUUGCACUGUUCUUUCCAAUGUGUUUUCUGAUGUUCUUUUUCAAGCACAACCGAACAAUGUACGAUAUUAUGACGAAAACGAUCGUGGUAGAAGACAAUCCGGCACCGGUACUUCGCCGGCGCUAGAGUUUUUGUGGAAGGGUCUAAUUUACUGGAAUUCCUAUUUUGCUGUGUGUGGUUUAGAUUACUAAUCAAAUAGAAUUAUAAUACUAAUAGAAUAAAAAAAAAAGGUAAUUUAGCGUUUAGUUGAACGUACGUGCAACUAUAAAAAUGUAUGUUUUGCAAUAAACACUUAUAAAUCAGUGA